Colletes gigas is the source of this 1471-nucleotide messenger RNA. RefSeq names its product nuclear envelope integral membrane protein 1 (gene Nemp). Lineage: Eukaryota; Metazoa; Arthropoda; Insecta; Hymenoptera; Colletidae. Bases 93 to 1310 code for a protein of 405 amino acids. Gene Ontology annotation, cellular component: nuclear envelope. The transcript has 8 exons. The record is from RefSeq and is a predicted model, not a curated record.
UGGAACGCUAAAUUCACAAUGUCGUAGUUGUGUUCAUAAAUUUCAAAAUUAAACGAUAGAUUAGAGUGAUCGGUACUUGUAUAAUAAAUAAAAUGGAGCAUAAAGUAGUUCAAUUGUUUAGUGUAAUUAUAUGUUUACUCGUCUGCAAUUUUUUUUAUUCAGAAUCUGCAUUCGCCACGGAUUCGAUACAUUUUUUAAAACCAGAAGAUGUUUUUGAAAACGACAAAGCUGGAUUACAAAUAUUUUGUCACAAUGCCAAUACAAAAUAUUUGAUACACAUAUGGAGAAGUUUAACCAUGCAUUUAAACACCAAUAUAGAUAAUUAUGAUCUUUACGAUGGAAAAACUCCACAAGAAGUUGUACAAAUGCACGAUGAUAAUCAGCGAUCUUGGCGCUUUAAUUUGUUUGGUACAAAAAAGAGUAAUAAAUUAAAAAUAAAUCCGUUCGAGGAUAUAUGCAUAGGCGUGUACAUAUAUCCUUCCAACACACACAAAUAUACAAUGAGCAUGACACAGACACGUGUCGACAUCUUGAAAUUAAUGUUAACGGUGCUAGGUGCUAUGAUAUAUUGGAACGCUCGCAGAUUAAGUAGAAAUCCCUUAUUUUAUUAUUUAUGCGGGAUCAUGCUUGGAAUAACUACCUCGAUUAUAAUAUUAGUAUAUUUUACUAGCAAACUAUUACCAAGGGGUAAAAUUAUGUAUUUGAUGGUUGCUACUGGUUGGACAAUGAGCUUUUACAUUUUACAAGCGUUAUGGGAAAACGCGCACCUGAUCGCAGUACAGUAUAGGGAAAUUGUCACAUGGUAUAUCUUAGGAACAUCUUUUAUCAGUUUUGUUGUUUGCUAUCGUUUUGGUCCAGUUACAAACGCAAGAACAAAAAAACUUAUCGAAUGGUUUUUGCAGAUAGGGGGAUUAAUUGCAAUAUAUUAUAGCAGUUAUUUCCGCGAAGCAUCAUUUUUCUGUUGUAUCGUAAUGAUUCUCCUUUAUAAUUUUCCGAUUGUUUUAAUUCAAAAAGGAAGGAGUUACUGGAAGAAUAUGUUUCCUGAAAGGAGAAAGUUAUUAACCGAGGAUCAAUAUCGUAAAGAAGGUAUAAGGGAAACUAAUAAAGCGUUAGACGAGCUAAAAGGAUACUGUUCUAGUCCUGAAUGUAAUCCGUGGAAGACAGUUCUAAGAUUAAAGGAUCCCAUCAGGUUUGCCAAGUUUAUGGAAGGUGAAUCGCAUUUGUCGGAUGACGAGUCGCGUGAACACGACGCCGAGAUCACAAGAAUUAUAGAGGAAUGCGAAUAUACGGACGAUGAGGACGAUUUCUGACGAAAUUUCCAUAGAGCACGUUCGUUAAAAAAAUUUAUCUACAAGUACAAAUUCCUAAAUGUUGAAGCACCGCGGAUUUCCGGAAUACAUACGUAUUUCGUGCAAUGGUCGUUUCGAGUUUAUGGAGAAACCGUUCCAUAAUUCGUAACGAUGCGAAUUGA